GAUGUUUCGUGGUCUUAAUUUCAAAUGAAAUAAAUUCUUAGCUUAAUCUUGCAGUUAUCCCAAAUAGUAAAAUGAGUAAAUUGACAAAUUACAACGAAAUUUCUAAGGUUUACGACUCUGGGAGAAAGGCUUUUGAUGGCCACGUUCUCAAAAGUAUGAUGGAAAACUUUACAGAAAAGAAUGUUCAGGAAAUGGAUAUAAUUGACAUUGGCUCUGGAACAGGAAACUUUUCGGAAUAUUUUCUUCAAUUUGAGCCGCGAAGUCUAACAUUACUAGAUGCCAGUGAAGGUAUGCUUAACAAGGCUAAAGCAAAACUGACGUCGCCAUCACCCAGAACUCAGUUGUCCUUCAAACAAGCAGUUCUACCGGAAAUGCCUUACGAAGACAAUUCAUUUGACGCCGCUAUGAUCAACCAUGUCGUGCAUCACUUGGAAAAAAAUCCUGAUGGAGAGUCCUAUCCAGUGUUGCUUCAGACACUGAAGGAAGUUUAUCGAAUCCUCAAGCCAGGCGGUGUGUUGACCAUCAUUACUGAUACGCCAGAAAAUUUGGAAGGAAAUUGGUUUGUUCAUCUUGUACCAGAAACCCUGAAGAAAUGGCAUAAAUUGUUACCCACUCAUAAGCAAAUGAAGAAAAUGCUGAGGGACUCUGGAUUUUCUUUGAAAUCGGCUUUCAGAUCAUUAAUGAUGUCAUACUUCCCUGUUUAUGGUGACUUAGAUGGACCACUUCAUGAAUCUUGGAGAAAUUUGAAUUCCUAUUGGGAUGUCUGCACGGAAGCAGAAAUGCAGAACAUGAUUAAAAAUGUGACACAAAUGAAAGAAGAAGGCACUCUUCAAAAGUACUUUGAAACACAUCAUAAAAUUGAUAGCACUGGAGCUUAUGAAAUUUUUGUCGUUAAAAAAGAACUUUAG
This is a messenger RNA of Saccostrea echinata, 908 nucleotides long. RefSeq names its product demethylmenaquinone methyltransferase-like. Bases 72 to 908 code for a protein of 278 amino acids. The record is from RefSeq and is a predicted model, not a curated record. The transcript has 3 exons. Lineage: Eukaryota; Metazoa; Mollusca; Bivalvia; Ostreida; Ostreidae. Gene Ontology annotation, molecular function: S-adenosylmethionine-dependent methyltransferase activity.